AAAGUGAAGUUGGGUGCAUAAAAACAAAAUAAUAAUAAACGAUAACAUUUACUAACACAGUUUAUGAGAUGGUAUUGAAAUUGGAAGAAUUUAAAGUUGAAGAUGCGCCGAAAUCCGUUUAUUACAUUCCGAACUUCAUAUCCACAGAAGAUGAAGAAAUAAUUACAAGUAAAGUUUAUGGUGCUCCAAAGCCAAAAUGGACUUGCUUGAAAAACAGGAGAUUACAAGACUAUGGAGGUAUACCACACAGAAAUGGUAUAAUCCCAGAACAGAUCCCUUUAUGGCUGGUAACAUACAUGGAUAGGGUAUCUGAUUUAAAUGUUUUCCAACCCAGCAGAGCAAACCACUGCCUUGUUAAUGAGUAUUUGCCUGGACAAGGAAUUAUGCCUCAUUUGGAUGGACCAAUAUUCUUUCCUACAGUAACAACAAUAACUUGUGGAUCCCAUACGAUGCUGGAAUUCUUGAGGGAGGAAGAGGGGGAGAGAUAUUUCAUUUGUAAACUAUUAUUGGAGCCUAGGAGUUUAGUUAUUUUGAAAGAUGAUAUGUACAAAAAGUAUCUACAUACUAUAGAGGAAAGAAUUGUUGAUACUGUGGAUGAAAGCUGUGUGAAUUUGAAUGCCACUGGACACAAACUGGGUGAUAUAUUGGAGAGGGGUACAAGGGUUUCAUUAACAAUACGUAAUGUACCUAAAGUACUGAGGUUGUCAUUAUUUAAUAUAAAAAUAAAAUAAACGCUGUUAUUCAGACAUCGGCU
Molecule: messenger RNA, 754 nt
Organism: Nicrophorus vespilloides
Lineage: Eukaryota; Metazoa; Arthropoda; Insecta; Coleoptera; Silphidae
Product: alpha-ketoglutarate-dependent dioxygenase alkB homolog 6
Exons: 2
Coding region: 69-731 (220 amino acids)
Source: RefSeq, a predicted model, not a curated record